GAGCUAAAAUAAUAAAAUGCUGAGCUCACUGUUCCCCCACCCUCUCCCCCGUCACUGGGCUCCUCCUGCUGCCAGGACAGUGCUCCAGUAGAACAGACAGACCAACCGACAGAAGGGGAGGUGAGAACGGAGGUGGCCACCAGGACUGGAACUGGGCUUGGGGCCAGCUGUGCUUGAAGGGCUCCCGGCAGCUGUGCUAGGGCAAGAGGCACGGACAGUCGAGGUAAUAGGGGAGAGGUACUGCCAGGAUUUCUUAUAUACUGGGGAAGGCAAAUUCAGCCUGGAUGCCUGGGAUCCCCAUCCGGAGUGGGUGGAAGCUGUGGGAGCCAGAAGGAGGCUCUGGUCCUAGCUAAACAACCUAGCCUUCCCCCAUCUUCCCAUGCCCAACUAGGUCUAUCCUCCAAGGCAAGCAGUUUAUUGUUCUGCCCCACUGACCUGUCUCUUUGUCUCCCUGCUGCGUCCAUGUACAUCUUUCCAUUGUCCAACCACUUUCCCCAUGUACCCCAGGCUCCGUGAGUGCCACACUGUGGGGAGGGGGUGGGGGCCAUCAUGUCAUCGUAUCAGAAGGAACUGGAGAAAUACAGAGACAUAGAUGAAGAUGAGAUCCUAAGGACCUUGAGCCCUGAGGAGCUAGAGCAGCUGGACUGCGAGCUACAGGACAUGGACCCCGAGAACAUGCUCCUGCCAGCUGGACUAAGACAACGUGACCAGACAAAGAAGAGCCCAACGGGGCCGCUGGACCGAGAGGCCCUUUUGCAGUACCUGGAACAGCAGGCACUAGAGGUCAAAGAGCGUGAUGACUUGGUUCCCUACACAGGCGAGAAGAAGGGGAAACCCUAUAUUCAGCCCAAGAGAGAAAUUCCAGUCCAGGAGCAGGUCACUCUGGAGCCUGAGCUGGAGGAGGCACUGGCCCACGCCACAGAUGCUGAGAUGUGUGAUAUAGCAGCCAUUCUGGGCAUGUACACACUGAUGAGCAACAAGCAAUACUAUGAUGCUAUCUGCAGCGGAGAAAUCUGCAACACUGAAGGCAUUAGCAGUGUGGUGCAGCCUGACAAGUAUAAGCCAGUGCCAGAUGAGCCCCCAAAUCCCACAAACAUCGAGGAGAUACUGAAGAGUGUUCGAAGCAAUGACAAGGAGCUGGAGGAGGUGAACCUCAAUAAUAUCCAGGACAUCCCGAUACCCAUGCUAACUGAGCUGUGUGAAGCAAUGAAGACAAAUACCCAUGUCCGGAGCUUCAGUCUGGUGGCCACAAGGAGUGGUGACCCCGUUGCCAAUGCGGUGGCUGACAUGUUGCGUGAGAAUCGUAGCCUCCAGAGCCUGAACAUUGAAUCCAACUUCAUUAGCAGCACAGGGCUCAUGGCUGUGCUGAAGGCAGUUCGGGAGAAUGCCACACUCACUGAGCUCCGCGUAGACAACCAGCGCCAGUGGCCUGGCGACGCAGUGGAGAUGGAGAUGGCCACCGUGCUUGAACAGUGCCCCUCCAUUGUCCGCUUUGGCUACCACUUUACACAGCAGGGGCCACGAACUCGGGCAGCCCAGGCCAUGACCCGGAACAAUGAACUGCGUCGCCAGCAAAAGAAGAGAUAACACUACCCUUCCCUUUACCAACGAGAACUCAGAGCCCUGAAAGCUUAAACCCUCAUCUUGUAAAUAAAGGCCCUUCUGUCCGCUC
Physeter macrocephalus (sperm whale) is the source of this 1672-nucleotide messenger RNA. RefSeq names its product tropomodulin 4 (gene TMOD4). The record is from RefSeq and is a predicted model, not a curated record. Bases 550 to 1587 code for a protein of 345 amino acids. Gene Ontology annotation, biological process: actin filament organization; myofibril assembly; pointed-end actin filament capping. Gene Ontology annotation, cellular component: striated muscle thin filament; cytoskeleton; myofibril. The transcript has 10 exons. Lineage: Eukaryota; Metazoa; Chordata; Mammalia; Artiodactyla; Physeteridae. Gene Ontology annotation, molecular function: tropomyosin binding.